This is a messenger RNA of Phaeodactylum tricornutum CCAP 1055/1, 819 nucleotides long. RefSeq lists its product with no specific name. The transcript is spliced from 2 exons. NCBI's taxonomy places the organism in Eukaryota, Bacillariophyta, Bacillariophyceae, Surirellales, Neidiaceae. The record is from RefSeq and is a predicted model, not a curated record. Bases 1 to 819 code for a protein of 272 amino acids.
AUGGGUGAAGAACCAGCCAUCGCACCCGGCCUUAUCCUUUUCCUUUGUAACUUCACGAUGGCUACAAAACCGCACGAUGGGGCUGCUGAGGAGGAAUUACUAGGAUGGAGGGAAGUACAUGCAGAAUUAGUGGCGGCCGUCAUUAGUGAGCGCGAAACGAUUGCCGGGCUGAAGGCGCAGAAGCGGUACUGGCUGGAAGAGAUCAGUGCAAAUUUGACGGAAGAUGGAAAGCUUACAAACUCAUCCGUGUGGAAGAAGCCUACCCCUUUGAAAAAAGCCAUCAAAAAGAGCAUCGGCAAGAAAGAGCUUAAAAAGACGGUAGGGACGAAAAGGAAGAAAGAAGCAAGUAUUGAUUCGAAAACAAGCAAAAAGGCUCGAAAGAAAAAAUCCGGUGAGGAAGAGAAGAAACCCACUACGGCUCCAGCGAAAUCUAAGGUGCAGAAAGUCAAGGUUCGAGUAGAAAAGGCCAACCCAAAGGUGGAACAGCUUCAAGGGGAUGACGGACGCAGCUCGGUCGACAGCUACAGCGCAGUUCAUCAGAAGCAUGGCCCGCAAUCAAGUGUGCAUCAACAAUCGCAGCCGCCGCCCCACUGGGGUCCGAGUCAUCACAAUUUUCCAAUGAUGGCAGCUGUUGCGUUUGGAUCAAAUCCUCCAGUUCCAGGAUAUCCUGCAAUGGUUCAUCAGCAGCCUCCUCCACAAGGUUAUCCUCAAUACUAUCGGCCUCCAAGUGCUAAUCCCUCUCAUGCGUAUCCUCUGCAUCGGACCUACGCAUCGAUUCAAGAUGCAGCGGACGAAGAGUCUGACGAGGAUCCGUUUUGA